This is a messenger RNA of Jaculus jaculus (lesser Egyptian jerboa), 862 nucleotides long. RefSeq names its product glutathione S-transferase mu 3 (gene Gstm3). NCBI's taxonomy places the organism in Eukaryota, Metazoa, Chordata, Mammalia, Rodentia, Dipodidae. The record is from RefSeq and is a predicted model, not a curated record. Bases 88 to 765 code for a protein of 225 amino acids. The transcript is spliced from 8 exons. Gene Ontology annotation, biological process: glutathione metabolic process. Gene Ontology annotation, molecular function: glutathione transferase activity.
GCGUCCAGUAUAAAGCCCGCGAGGGCGCGUUCGCAGUCUCCCCCGCCUGUCCCGGACGACGACGGCUCGCUCGCCGGCGGUUGCACCAUGUCGUCCACCUCGACUAUGGUCCUGGGUUACUGGGACAUCCGGGGGCUGGCCCACGCCAUCCGCAUGCUCCUGGAGUUCACGGAUACAUCCUAUGAGGAGAAACGAUACACAUGCGGGGAAGCUCCUGACUUCGAUAGAAGCCAGUGGUUGGACGUGAAAUUCAAGCUAGAUCUGGAUUUUCCUAAUCUGCCCUACCUGAUGGAUGGGAAGAACAAGCUCACCCAGAGCAACGCCAUCUUGCGCUACAUCGCUCGCAAGCACGAUAUGUGUGGUGAAACCGAAGAAGAAAAGAUACGGGUAGACAUCAUGGAGAACCAAAUAAUGGAUUUCCGCAUGCAGCUGGCACGGAUUUGCUACAACUCUGAACACGAAAGCUUGAAGCCUCAGUACUUGGAACAGCUUCCUGGACAACUGAAGCAGUUCUCCUUGUUCCUGGGGAAAUACUCAUGGUUUGCAGGAGAAAAGCUCACCUUUGUGGACUUUCUCACUUAUGAUGUCUUAGACCAGAACCGUAUGUUUGAGCCCAAGUGCCUGGAUGAGUUCCCAAAUCUGAAGGAUUUCAUGUGCCGCUUCGAGGCUUUGGAGAAAAUAGCUUCAUACAUGCAGUCUGACCGCUUCUUCAAGAUGCCCAUCAAUAACAAGAUGGCCAAGUGGGGCAACAAGUGUAUAUGCUAAGCAAGAGACACGGACACUGCUUGCUUUCUUCCACUCUGUCCCCAGGGGCCUGAACUCUUACCUUCUCUGGUCUUUUUAAUAAACAACACGAUGUUAA